UUGUCUCUCCAUACAACUUGAGUUGUUGCUUUGAUUGAGUUUCGGAGAGAGAGAUGAAGAAAGACAUCGAGAGUAGAACUGAUGAGAGUAGUCACAAGGACUACUACGAACCACCUCCAGCUCCAUUGUAUGAUCCUUUAGAACUCAGGAAGUGGUCAUUUUAUAGAGCUAUAAUCGCCGAGUUUAUCUCGACUCUUCUGUUUUUAUAUGUUACUAUAUUGACGGUGAUUGGGUACAAGAAUCAGACUGCAGGUGAUAAAUGUGGUGGUGGUGUUGGUAUUCUUGGUAUUGCUUGGGCAUUUGGUGGCAUGAUCUUUGUCCUGGUUUAUUGCACUGCUGGGAUCUCCGGAGGGCACAUUAACCCGGCAGUGACAUUCGGACUUUUCCUGGUAAGGAAAGUAUCACUUGUUAGGGCAGUGUCAUACAUGGUGGCUCAAUGUGUGGGUGCAAUCUCUGGUGCAGCGUUAGUGAAAGGGUUUCAAAAGGCACACUACAAUAGAUUCGGCGGUGGAGCCAACUUACUAGCUGAUGGGUACAGUAAAGGCACAGGAUUAGCUACUGAGAUCAUUGGUACUCUUGUUCUUGUUUACACUGUGUUAUCUGCCACUGAUAAUAAAAGGAGAGCUAGAGACUCCCAUAUCCCGGUUUUGGCACCAUUGCCAAUUGGAUUUGCUGUUUUUUUGGUUCAUCUUGCAACCAUCCCAAUUACUGGCACUGGUAUUAACCCAGCUAGAAGUUUUGGCCCUGCUGUGAUGUACAACAGAGAGAAGGUUUGGGAUGACCAGUGGAUCUUCUGGGUGGGACCGUUUAUUGGGGCUGCUAUUGCAGCAUUUUAUCAUCAGUUUAUUUUGCGUGCUGCCGCUGUUAAGGCUUUUGGGUCUUUCAGGUCCAUCCACCACACCUGAUUAUAUUUCUCAACGGUAAAUCUAUCUGUUCAUGAACCGGUGAAUACUAGCGAGAUCCAAGAACAAAGCUUCGUAAUUUUGUUGAUUGAGGUGUACCUUUUUACCGGUGAUUUCUUGUUUAAUUAUAUCUAACAAGAAUUACGUUGUCUUAUUAGCAUUUUAUUUUGUUUGGUUUUCUUGUUGUGUUUGUUGAUUUCAUAUUGUGUAACUGUGACGCUUUAAAUAUAAUUGAUUUUUUUCCA
Molecule: messenger RNA, 1147 nt
Organism: Papaver somniferum (opium poppy)
Lineage: Eukaryota; Viridiplantae; Streptophyta; Magnoliopsida; Ranunculales; Papaveraceae
Product: aquaporin PIP2-7-like
Exons: 4
Coding region: 54-905 (283 amino acids)
Biological process (GO): transmembrane transport
Cellular component (GO): plasma membrane
Molecular function (GO): water channel activity
Source: RefSeq, a predicted model, not a curated record